AGGGGGGUUCUAUCCUUUGGAUAUUUUGGAUAUGAACACAUUUUUUGUUUGAAACUCACUAAAUAUUUGGCCAUACUUGGUGGAUUUGAAAAACUCUUGCCUGAAUAGAGGACACAAUGAGUUCCCUUUUGGAGGAAAAGCUACAUUUUGCACUACUUUUCAUAACAGGUUUGAUGAGUCUACCGCUGCUUACAGAAUGUGACAAAAUUCGACUGGUUGGGCCUUCACGUUGCUCCGGCAGAGUGGAAAUCUUUCAUGAAAACAGCUGGGGAACCGUGUGCGACGAUCACUGGAGCAUCACUAAUGCUAACGUGCUGUGUCGAGAGUUAAACUGUGGCACAGUCAUGGAGGCUAAGAAGAAUGCAUUUUUUGGAGAGGGUAAAGAGGAGAUCUGGUUGGAUGAUGUGCAGUGUACUGGGAGUGAGACUUCCAUCCUUAAAUGCCCACACAAAAGACUGGGGGAACACAACUGUGGUCACAGUGAAGAUGCUGGAGUUGUCUGCUCUGACCAUGUGCGGGUUAUCAAUGGAAGCAAUCGUUGCGUUGGCAGAGUGGAAGUCUUCCACGGAGGCCAGUGGAAACGAGUGUGCAGCAGUGACUGGGGCAAGGAAGCAGCAGAGGUGGUGUGCCGUGAGAUUAGCUGUGGGUCUCCCGUUGUACACACGGAAGUGCAGUAUUUUGGAGAGGGUCAAACCCUGUCAGGACUCAAAACUACCUGUGUUGGGAAUGAGACCUCUAUCUCAGAGUGCCAGCUACAAGAUUUCAAGGAAAGCUGUGUUGAUGCCACAAUUUCCUGUAUGAACAAUAAACCAAUACGGCUGAUAAAUGGGACUAAUCGGUGUUCUGGUCGAGUAGAAGUCUACUAUGAAGGACAGUGGGGAACCAUUUGUGAUGACAAAUGGGGGAUGCAGGAAGCAGAGGUAACAUGCCGAGAGAUGAACUGUGGCGCUGCUCUUGCUGUAAAGUACAAGGCCUUCUAUGGAAGAGGUCACGAUCAGGUUUGGUUGGAUGACAUUGAGUGUAUCGGUCAUGAGAAGUCCCUUUCCGACUGCCCCCAUAAAGGGUUUGGAGAACACGACUGUGACCACAGUGAAGAUGCUGGUGUUAUGUGUUCAGAGACGUUGAGACUGAUCAAUGGGACGGACAGGUGCUCUGGCAGAGUGGAGAUCUUCCGAGAUGGUCGCUGGGGGAAAAUUUGCAAUAAUAAUUGGGGUGUUAAAGAGGCUUUGGUUGUCUGUAAGGAACUCGGUUGUGGAAAGCCAAAGAAAUCCCAAGAUGUGUUCAGUUUUGGUGACAGUAUAUUACAAGGGUUUAUAAGUCGAUGCCCUGCUAAUGUGAACAGUUUAAGCAACUGUACGCUUGAAGAGCAUGCGGGCAGGUGUGACGGCGCUUCUGUUGCAUGUACAGGUAAUCCACCAAUUAGACUUGUCAACGGCACGGACCGAUGCUCUGGCAGAGUGGAGAUUCUGCACGAUGGCCAGUGGGGAACAGUGUGCGAUGAUGAGUGGGACAUGAAAGAUGCUCAGGUGGUGUGCAGAGACAUGGACUGUGGAACCGCUAAGUCGACCAAAACUGCAGGCUUCUUUGGCUCGGGCCAAGGAAGCAUCUGGCUAGAUGAUGUCAAUUGCAUCGGCAAUGAGACAUCUCUUUUGCACUGCCGGCGACCUCCCUUUGGAGAAAACAACUGUGGCCAUGGUGAAGAUGCUGGAGUAAUUUGUUCAGCUAACCUCAGACUGAUUAAUAGCACCGACCAGUGCUCAGGCAGGAUUGAAAUCUAUCACAAUGAACAUUGGUCACCAGCAUUCAGUGUAAACUUUGGAACAUCAGAAGCUGCUGUGGUGUGCAGGGAGAUGAACUGUGGAGACCCAGUCAAGUUUUCUGGAUCUUUUGCUCAAAGUAAAGACCUCAGAGGCCUGAAGAUGAGUUGUACUGGUAGAGAGAGCUCAGUCUUACAGUGUACGCUGAGAGACUACACUAGGACCAGCAAUGAUCAGGUUGUAGAUGCAUCUGUUAAAUGUUCUGGAAAUGUGAAGUUAGCUGAUGGGCCCCAUCGUUGUGCUGGAAGAGUGGAGUUUUACGAUAAAGGCCAGUGGGGGACAGUCUGCGGUGAAUCCUGGGACAUCAAUGAUGCUUCUGUAGUGUGCAUGCAGCUGGACUGUGGAAAGGCUCAUAAGAUCACCACAAUGUCUGAGUAUGGCCGUGGCACUGGACAGACCUGGAUUGAACAAAUUGAAUGCAAUGGAAGGGAGUCUACCCUCUCUCAGUGCCCACAAAGACCAUACGUGGGCAGAUCCUGCAACACAAGCUCUGUAGCUGGAGUUGUUUGCACAGGAAGCUUGGUGGCCCGGUUGGCCAACGGCAAGGACGAGUGCUCCGGUAGAGUAGAGGUUCGUCACGGUGAAACGUGGCAAACUGUUUGCGAUGCAGGCUGGACCCAAAGUAAAGCUGAGACGGUGUGCAAGUUGCUGGAGUGUGGCCAUGCUCUGACCACACCCGGAGUUGCCCAGUUUGGCCAGGGCAAUGGGUCGGUGGUGGAGACGAGUGAUUCAUGCUUCGUCAAUGUGACUUCUCUCGAGCAGUGCUCAAAAACAGGUUUCAGUGCGUCGACGUGUGGGCACGAACGUGACGCUGCAGCUGUCUGCGCAGCCCAGCUGCGGCUGGUCGGCGGCUCGGGACAGUGCUCUGGCAGAGUGGAGGUCUUAUAUAAAGGCCAGUGGGGCACCGUAUGUGAUGACGACUGGGAAAUGAGCAAUGCUGACGUGGUCUGUAGACAACUUGGUUGUGGUCAUGCAGUCCUUGCACCAACUAGUGCCCAUUUUGGAAGAGGUUCUGGUCCAAUAUGGUUGGAUAAUGUGGUGUGUAAAGGCCAAGAAGCUGCUCUCACUCACUGUACGCAUCGAGGAUUUGGAGAAAACAACUGUGGGCAUGGUGAAGAUGCCGGUGUAAUCUGUUUAGGUGAUCUACAGAAGCCCCAAAUUACUUUUAGUCCCUCUGCUCAGGUACAAUGGGGUGAAAAAGUUGAAAUCACCUGCACCGUCGCAACUGAACACUUGGGUGGGACAUUUGUGCUGAAAAGGAUCCAAGGAUCAUUUCAAAUGGAAAAGUUCUCUGAGAACGAAGCUGCAACAUUUGUUUUUCCAAAGGCAGACUUCAGUCUGAAUGGGUCGUACUUCUGCGAAUAUAAAAAAAAAUUGCCUGAACAACAAGCCAUCAAUUAUCCUCAAGGAAACAUGGCUGAACUCUCAGUCAUAGUAAAGUUAGAGAAGCCCAGCAUCUCACUAACAUCUGGUCACUCCAUGGUGGUCUACAGCCCCGUGAAGGUAUCAGUCACCAGAGGAAGCGCCUUCUCCAUCUCUUGCUCCGUCCACUCCGUGUACCCUGAGGGGGUUUUCUAUUUGACAAAGUCGAAGAAGAACAUGACUGUAGCAAAACCAUCGUUUGGCCACACCAUCUUCUACGUGACAUACUUUGAAUUCCCUGAAAUAGAUUUGAUAGACGAGGGAGAGUACGCCUGCAUUUAUGGAGUGAACAUUUCCUCACAAACCUUUUGUUCUCUUCCCUCCAAGUCACUGUAUGUCAGUGUAAUUGCAUCUUCAUCCUCUGCAGUUGUUGCAGGAGUUACGUGCGUUUUAGUAUUGCUGCUGCUUCUCUUGGCUGUUGGGUUAUGGGUCUUGAGAAAGAAAUGGCGAGGUUCUGGUUUUAUUGUUCAGUUUAGCAGCAAGUUUCAGGAACUGAGAAAAACCCCGGAUGAAAGGAGCAACGGAGUUGUGGAUGAAAAGGAACGUACCAACCAGCUGUAUGAAGAUGAACUCCACAGCAGUGACCCAAAAGCAUCGAACACCAGUCUUGAUUCGGAGAAGGUUGCAGAGGGAGUCCCUGAAGACCUGGCAGGACGAGUGUGUUACGAGUUGGAACCCUUGGUCGACUCGUGAUGCCAACACGACUCAAGCAGCAGCUUCUGUUGAGGGAUUUUAUUUCACUUCCAACAUGACAGCAAUCUAAUAGGCAGCAUUUUACUUAAACUUUUUUUAACAAAAUAAUUUGUAAUCGUUUGCAUUUCUAAAGAUGAUUGCUGUGUAAUUUGCUUCAAAAGAGAUUUUAAUGUUUCCAGAAUUAAAACAACAAAUACGAUAUCACAGAUAAGAUGUUUUUCAUUCAUAUGCCGCUGAUGGUUUGUAAAAAUCAGAGAUUCUGUAAAUGAUAUUGCUAAACUUAAGGAAUCUAUAAAAAACAAGAUCAUUUGUUUUUGUUGUUGUAUUGAUCAAUAAAUGUGUCUUUCUUACAACUCAAA
Molecule: messenger RNA, 4291 nt
Organism: Austrofundulus limnaeus
Lineage: Eukaryota; Metazoa; Chordata; Actinopteri; Cyprinodontiformes; Rivulidae
Product: scavenger receptor cysteine-rich type 1 protein M130
Exons: 17
Coding region: 117-3932 (1271 amino acids)
Biological process (GO): zymogen activation
Cellular component (GO): plasma membrane
Molecular function (GO): serine-type endopeptidase activity
Source: RefSeq, a predicted model, not a curated record